This is a messenger RNA of Mollisia scopiformis, 1110 nucleotides long. RefSeq lists its product as uncharacterized. The transcript has 3 exons. The coding region runs from base 1 to 1110 and encodes 369 amino acids. NCBI's taxonomy places the organism in Eukaryota, Fungi, Ascomycota, Leotiomycetes, Helotiales, Mollisiaceae. The record is from RefSeq and is a predicted model, not a curated record.
AUGGCUUCCGUUAAGCAAGGUGUCUCUGCAUCAGCACUCAAGUUCACCUAUGACUGUUAUCUCCCAGCUUCACAGCCACUUCGCAAGCCCCAGGGACCUUUGCCGUUACAGACGACCCCUGAGGCCAACCUUGAAUGGGCAUCAGUCUUUGUCGAGCACGCUGGCCACCUCAUCAAGGCUCGUGAACAGGACCAUGAGAAGCUUGCCAACAACUAUCACUCUGCAAAGCACACUAUUGAGAAUCAAAACGCCGACAUCAAGAAGCUCACGAAAGACAACAAGGACUUGCAUGAUAAGAUCGAGCGUCUUCAAGCAGACCUGGCUUGUGAAACAAGCGCUCACAAGAGGGUCCAUGUCGAAUUCGAUGCUUUCAAAGCCGAGGCGAAGAAAGAAAGAGAGGCCCUCACUAAGGAACUGGCCGCUACGAGAAAGGAAGUGAUGGAUGGCAAAGCUCAUGACGUCCUAGACGAAAAGGCUCUCGAAAAUCUUCGCAAAUCCAACCAAAAAGAACGUGAGAAGAACGCGGCGCUCCAAGCGGAGCGCGAUGAGAAGAUCAAGCAACUGCUCAAGACGAAAGCAGAUCUUGAAGCCGCGGAGAAUGCACAAAAGGUUGCUGGCAAGAAAAUCGAUACAUUGAAUGGAGAGAUCACCCAUCUCAAGCAGGAUGUGAAGUACCGGGACAUAAAGAUCGAAAACUGCGAGUCGGACCUUGCCGCCAAGAAGGCUGAACUUUCCAAAGUUGAGGAAGAGCUUUCCGCCUCUCGAGGACAAGUCACAGGCCUAACCGAUUCACUUGCCAAGCAAGCGAAAACAAUCGAGGACAUUGAGACACAACUCAAGAACCAGAAAAUAGUGAACACUAAACUGCAAGCCAAGAAUGACAAAUAUGCCCAGCAUAUCGAAGAAGACAAGAAGAAGCUUGCCAAGCGCAUUGAAGAAGACGAGAGACGGAAGGCCGAGACGGAGGCGGAAAAGGCAUCUCUCAAUGACCUUUCUGCGGAAGACGAUGAGGUUUCAGUUGAACAGCCGGCAACAAACGGCAACGGAGUGAAGGAUGUGAAGCCUGUGAAUGGCGCGCAGGUGACUGUCAGCCAGGUAGCCCCUCUCUGA